CAACACUCUCUCUCUCAUGAGUGCCUGCUCCUGAGUAAAGUCACUCAAGUAGGCAGUUGCAUGCCACCUUCAAGGAGGUUUCAGAGGGGCUUCCACUUUACAUACAUUUUUUUCUUUUUUUAUGAUAUUAAAACUCCAAACACCAACUACAAGAAAAGGUCCAACAGAGAAAGAAUAGCAGCUUUUAACUUUCGGUAACAUAUUGGCAGGCCGGGAGGAAAAAACUUUUUUUUUUUUUGGGUUCUCAGAGAAUCUGUUGUGUGUUAAAAUUUGAUUGAUUAUCAGUGAGAUCUAGCAUUGAAAUUAGCAUAUUGCUUGAAGAUUCCAAAUUAUUUCUCACUUCCAGAAAUUGGUUUUACUGAUUUUUGCAGAAGAUAACUCCAUUUCUGCAAAAUAAAAAAAAUAAAAACUACCAUUUGUUCUAUUCUUUAGCUUCUUCAACUUCUCUGCCUGGGUAUUGCGGAGAAGAUUGAAGUUCAUUCUCUGUAACAUUUUGCGUUAAGUGGAGAAUUUCUUAGCCGAAAAUCCAUAUAAAAGUAAGUGGAAUUCUUCUCAUUUUAAACAUUUCACCAUAUUUACAUCUUUGAAAUCUGUUAUCAAAAAAGAUUGUGCAACCUCAGUGGAAAAACAAGACGAACAAUUUGGAUUAACCCAAGAAAAACUGUCCCUUUGAAAAACAAUGUCUUCAAAACCCAAGAGAAAAUUUACCAAACAAACUGUCACCCCUCCAUUCCAAUCUUGAAACCCUCAAACACCAAACAGAGACACAAACAUUACACUGGGAAUCCAAAUUUAGAAAAUCCUGAUUUAUUUUUUUUGCUUUUCUCUGGCGCCGAAAAUCUAUCUCAUACAGUCACGUCUCUAAACCCCCUUUAAUUUAAUUUGUUCAAUUUUCCCAAAAUAGCUUCAAACAAGUGACGCUAACAUUCUUCUUCUUCUUCUUCCAUGGCUAUGGGUUUUAAUAAAAUGCUCAGAUUCCUGUCUUUGAAACACCUACUCAUGUUAUCAAUGGCAUUAAAUCUAAGCUUAUUGUUAAGUAGAUUGAUUGCUGAGAGUGAGAGUUUAAGAUUCAAGAUACAAGAAGAUGAAAAAUCACAAGAAAGAGGAGGAAAUGAUCAUUAUUGUCUUGUUUGGGGUACUAGAGAUAAUACAUGUGAUACUAGUACCUCAGACCAAUCUACUGCGCAUGUUAGCAAAAAUACAUCUCCUCCUGCUGCACUGGCUGAGGAUAUUGAAGUCGAGAAGGCGAUCCAACCAGAUUCUGUCAUCAUUAAUCUUGAUCAUGGUGAUCCAACUAUGUAUGAGCAGUUUUGGGAAAAAACAGGAGAGAAAGCUACAAUUGUCAUACCUGGAUGGCAAUCAUUGAGCUAUUUCUCCGACAUAAGCAAUGUAUGCUGGUUCCUGGAGCCAGAAUUUGCUGGUGAGGUCCGAAGACUUCACAAAUUGGUAGGCAAUGCCAAUACAGAUGACCGACACAUUGUCGUAGGGACAGGAUCUACUCAGCUCUAUAUGGCCGCUCUCUAUGCUCUUGCUCCUACCGAUACAUCAAAACAACCAAUCAGUGUGGUUUCUGCUGCUCCAUUCUACUCCUCAUAUCCCCUUAUGACAGAUUUUUUGAAGUCAGGGUUGUAUAAGUGGGGAGGUGAUGCUUAUACUUUCAACGGAGAGGAACCUUAUAUUGAACUCAUCACUUCCCCAAACAACCCUGAUGGUUUCACCCGAAAACCGGUCGUGAAUGGAACUGGUGGUAUUUUGGUUCAUGAUCUCGCAUAUUAUUGGCCACAAUAUACUCCUAUUACAUCUCAGUUAGACCACGAGCUACUGUUGUUUACCGUCUCCAAAAGCACUGGGCAUGCAGGGACACGUAUUGGGUGGGCAUUAGUGAAGGACAAAGAUAUCGCUCAAAAAAUGACCAAAUUCAUAGAGCUGAAUACAAUUGGAGUCUCGAAGGAUUCACAGCUUCGAGCUGCAAAAAUCCUUGGAGCUGUAUCUGAUAGUUGCACAGACUCUUCAGACUCUGAGAGCUUCUUUGAAUUUGGCCGUCGUCUCAUGACCCAAAGAUGGAAGCAACUGAGAGAUGCUGUCAGAACUAGCGGGCUGUUUAGCCUUCCGGAGUUCACGUCUGAUUUUUGCAACUAUUACGAAAAAUAUUCUGAACUGCAUCCUGCUUUUGCUUGGUUAAGAUGUGAAGGGGAUAUAGAGGACUGCCAAAAAUUCCUAAGAGAUCAUAAGAUCAUCACAAGAAGUGGAAAGCAUUUUGGUAGGGAUAUUAAGUUUGUAAGGGUGAGCAUGUUGGAUAGAGACAAGAAUUUUGGCCUCUUUGUGGAGAGGUUGUCAAAUAUCACAUCUGAAACUAAAUUUCCCUAAUAAGAAAUAAAAUUUCAUUCAAA
This is a messenger RNA of Papaver somniferum (opium poppy), 2390 nucleotides long. RefSeq names its product tryptophan aminotransferase-related protein 2-like. Gene Ontology annotation, molecular function: carbon-sulfur lyase activity; transaminase activity. The transcript has 5 exons. Lineage: Eukaryota; Viridiplantae; Streptophyta; Magnoliopsida; Ranunculales; Papaveraceae. The record is from RefSeq and is a predicted model, not a curated record. Gene Ontology annotation, biological process: amino acid metabolic process. The coding region runs from base 946 to 2367 and encodes 473 amino acids.